Molecule: messenger RNA, 2344 nt
Organism: Rhineura floridana
Lineage: Eukaryota; Metazoa; Chordata; Lepidosauria; Squamata; Rhineuridae
Gene: LMO3
Product: LIM domain only 3
Exons: 6
Coding region: 309-746 (145 amino acids)
Biological process (GO): positive regulation of transcription by RNA polymerase II
Cellular component (GO): nucleus
Molecular function (GO): DNA-binding transcription factor binding; transcription coactivator activity
Source: RefSeq, a predicted model, not a curated record
UUAUGUCUGGCUGGUUAAGGGAUUGCGUUCUGCAGUUGAUACAGCCUCUGACUUCCUACAGCUCGGCUCCAAGCACGCUGCUUUAGGAAGAACGAACUCCAGAGCAGCGUCGGGGUAUCUUGAAGUCGCCUUGCCUUGCUUAUAAUUGAGAAGUGACAGGACAGUGCAUUUGUGUGUGUCGUGCAAAGUUUCAGUUGGCUUGGAUUGGAAGGAGUCUUCCUCCGAAGGAACCUUCAGAUCCGACCUAUUAGGUUUCAAAUGAAGACGGUCAGCUGUCUUAACAAGAAGUAUUUAGAACAGGUAUACAAAUGCUCUCUGUCCAGCCAGACACCAAACCGAAAGGUUGUGCUGGCUGCAACCGUAAGAUCAAAGACAGGUAUCUCCUAAAGGCCCUGGACAAAUACUGGCAUGAGGACUGUCUGAAGUGUGCCUGCUGUGACUGCCGUUUGGGGGAAGUAGGCUCUACCUUGUACACCAAAGCCAACCUUAUCCUGUGUCGCAGAGACUACCUAAGGUUAUUUGGCGUUACGGGAAACUGUGCAGCCUGCAGCAAACUCAUCCCUGCGUUUGAGAUGGUGAUGAGAGCCAAGGACAACGUUUACCACCUGGACUGUUUUGCAUGUCAGCUUUGUAAUCAAAGAUUCUGCGUGGGAGACAAAUUUUUCCUAAAGAACAACAUGAUUCUGUGCCAGACAGACUAUGAGGAGGGUUUAAUGAAAGAAGGUUAUGCACCCCAAGUUCGCUGAUCUGAUGCCUCAUCCCUAAGAAUAUUGAAGCACUACAUUCUUAUCCUUUCUUUUUUCUUUUGUUCAACAUGUAUAUAAGAAACAAUGGUGGAACCUACUGAAUAGCAUAGAUAUAGGGAGACAGGAUGGUCAUGUGGAAUAAAAGGCGGACAUUCAAAUAUAUGUAGUGGAAAUUGCACCAGUUCACAGUUGAAUGUUUAUUAAAAAAUAAUGUACAUACUGCUGAAGGGGUUUUUUGGGGGGGGGUUGCUGUUUUUCUUCUGCUUCUUUUCUUUUUGUGUCAUUUGGCAUGAGAUGCUUAUUUUGGACUAAUGUAUAUAAUGUAUUGUAAUAUUUGAAGCACAAAUGUAAUACAGUUUUAUUGUGUUACCAUUUGUGUUCCUGUUUGCUUAUUUGUAUUGUUGCAUUUAGUACAAUCGGUGUCUAAACUUUAUUGUAUAUUUAUGCUUUCUGUAUCUACCAGCUAUUUUGAAAGAGCUGUAUCUUUCUAGUAAAAACAAAAGCAAAAAAAAAAAAGAAUUUUAAGAGCCAAUCCCAUGCAUUCCUCUACGUUUUAAAAACUUCACAAAUGUUUGAAUUAUUUGAUUAAAACUAUGGGCACAAGUUCUAGCCAAAAUUAAGUAUUCAGUUCCAUUGACUUGAAUUGGAUUGGAUAUUUAAAUGCAUGCUACACUCUCCCAUUGAAAUUGAUGGGAUUUAGACAUACUUAACUUUUGACUGGAUUGUGACCCUAGUAACAGACAGUGCUAAUGUUGCUGAGGUCUGCAGUCUGUCAUUAGAUCUCAUGCAAGCUUUUUUAUUGUUAUAGGAAAAUGGUAUUAGCUAUUUUAUUUCAUAUAGGCUGAAAAGUACUUUCUGUUUGCUACAGAAUUUUGGUGGGGAGUUUUCGACUUUAUUGACAGAAGUUCUCAACCUUAUUGAGGAAGCGUUUAUAUGGGGGGCUACUGUGCUCUGUACACUCCCCGAAAAAAAUGUAUGUAUUUGCUUGUUUCCAAUAUAACUGGGAAUGAGGAGCUGAGCCCCAAUGCAAAUCAGUGCCUUUGGGUGUCAUGUAAAAGUUUUAUAUGUAUAUAUAUAUUUCUGAAGUUAUUUUAAUGUAGCAUAGUGAUUUCUGCUCCUGUACAGAAAUGUUAUUUAAGAAAAAAAAUCAGUGUCUUGCCUAAACUUGUAUCUGGUUUGGGUACAGCAUACCUAAGAAACUGUCUCCCUUUAUAUGGUCAUCACAGUCCAUAACGUUGACCAAGAGUGCCCUCUUGAGGUUACCUUCUGCGUAUCAACUCAAGACAGCUGGGCCUUGCAGAGAGGCAUUCCUAGGGGCUGCCCCACAACUAUGAAAGUGCCAUCAUGAUGGAGAUUCACCAAAAGCUGCAUAAUCUUUCAGAAUCAUUGUCAGGCCUUUUGAUAUGGGCUACCGUUUGGGAAGGGAAUAGAAAUGAAAAACCUCCAUUUAGAGCGCUGAGUUUUUAGCAUCUGUUACUUUUGUAAAUGUGUUUAAUCAAAAUUGAACUGGAUAUUGUAUUCUUUGUUUCUUAAUUUAUUGUUAUCCAUUCCAAGUUGUUGGGGUGGGACAGUCAAAAAUAAAUAAAAUCUAAGGAUUG